GUCAUAAACAUAUACAACCUGCGAGUAACAAAAACUGCAUGAUUAUUGUCACUUGAAUUAAACCAGGAAAAAGCCAUACCAUACCAGAAACUAACUCCGAUGAAGAUUGUUCCCGUUCAGUGCUUCGAAGACGACCGCUAUUCCUACCUGAUUAUAGACGAGUCCACUAGAGAAGCUGCAGCUGUGGACCCGGCGGACACCGAGAAAGUCCUCCAGGCCGCCGACGCCAACGCCGCUGAGAUUAAGAUCGUCCUCACCACCCACCACCAUCACUAUCAUGCCGGCGGAAAUGAGAAGAUGAAGGAAAUGGUGCCCGGAGUGAGGGUCUACGGCGGAGCACUUGACGACGUGGAAGGGUGCACCCAUGGAGUCCAAGACGGCGACACCAUUGCUCUUGGGGCAUAUACCACAAUCACAUGUUUGCUCACCCCUUGCCACACUAAUGGUCAUAUAAGUUAUUUUGUGAGUAGCAAAGAGGGAGGCCAACCUGCUGUUUUCACCGGGGACACCCUGUUUGCUGGCGGUUGUGGCAAGUUCUUCGAAGGCACAGCCGAACAGAUGUAUGAGUCAUUAUGCAAGACAUUGGCUGCUCUGCCAAAGCUGACUCUGGUUUACUGUGCCCAUGAGUAUACUGUGAAGAACCUCGAAUUUGGUUCGACAAUUGAACCGGACAAUGUGAGGGUGAAGGAGAAGUUGGAAUGGGCUCGGCAGCAGAGGAAGUUUAACCUUCCUACUAUCCCUUCCACCAUUGAGGAUGAACUGGAGACCAAUCCAUUCCUCAGGGUUGAUUUACCAAAGAUUCAGGAUAAGCUGGAGUCCAAGUCCCCGGUGGAAGCUCUAAAGAAGCUAAGGCAACUCAAGGAUAAAAAUCUGAGUUAGAUAUAUGAUGAGAGAUGGAAGAAAGUGAUCUUGCGAGACAAUAUAAUUAGCAGCAUAGCCGCAUAGGUUUAAGGUUUUCCUUCAUUGUGUUAAACCAAUAAUGUAAGGAAGCACCUAACAAGGUUUCAAUAAAUUUUGUUGAAAUAUGUUGUCGUGUAUUAAUAUUAGUAGACUAUGUAAUACGAAUUAUA
Messenger RNA from Ipomoea nil (Japanese morning glory), 1070 nucleotides. RefSeq names its product hydroxyacylglutathione hydrolase cytoplasmic-like. The coding region runs from base 100 to 879 and encodes 259 amino acids. Gene Ontology annotation, molecular function: hydroxyacylglutathione hydrolase activity. The record is from RefSeq and is a predicted model, not a curated record. NCBI's taxonomy places the organism in Eukaryota, Viridiplantae, Streptophyta, Magnoliopsida, Solanales, Convolvulaceae. The transcript has 7 exons.